Messenger RNA from Aethina tumida (small hive beetle), 1522 nucleotides. RefSeq names its product transmembrane protein 120 homolog (gene Tmem120b). The coding region runs from base 105 to 1316 and encodes 403 amino acids. Gene Ontology annotation, cellular component: membrane. The record is from RefSeq and is a predicted model, not a curated record. The transcript has 7 exons. NCBI's taxonomy places the organism in Eukaryota, Metazoa, Arthropoda, Insecta, Coleoptera, Nitidulidae.
GUCGUAAAUAAUGUGUGGCGAGUAUUGGUAAUUAAUUUCUCGCAGCUGAAGUAAAUCAAUUAUCCGAAACAUCUCACAAAUAUCCGCACAAAACCUCACACAAUAUGACGGAGGCCUUGUUUGACGAAUGGAACGAGCUGAACGUCGAUUUCAAGGAACUUGAGAUCGCCAAUAAAAACUACCUUCAAAAACUCGAAGAAGUGUCCAGCCAUCAGAAGAAAUGCUUGGAACACAUAAACCAUCAGAAAUACAGGCUCAGUGUCAUGUCAAAGGGGCUGAAAGAUGCUCUGAAACAGGGUGCGUGCACGGAGGAGUUGAAUGAGUUACAGACAAAUAUUUUAAAGAGGAAGGCUCAGCUGUUUGAGGUUGAACAAACCCUGCCCAAGGAGAAUGGAACUUACCUGAAAAUUAUCCUGGGUAAUGUGAAUGUGUCAAUCUUAAAUAAAGAGGAAAAGUUUAAAUAUAAGGACGAAUAUGAAAAGUUCAAGUUGAUUCUUAGCAUAAUAGGAUUUGUAUUGGCGGUACUUAAUUUCAGCGUGAGAUUUAGGGCUUUAGAGUUAAGUUACAUAUUUCUUUUGGUAUGGUAUUACUGCACGUUGACAAUACGUGAAAGCAUAUUAAAAGUAAAUGGAUCGAGAAUCAAGGGAUGGUGGCGGUUCCACCACUUCUUGUCUACUGUGGCGGCGGGCAUUCUCCUCAUCUGGCCGGAUACCGAGACCUGGCACCUAUUUCGGAACCACUUCAUGUACUUCACCAUGUAUAUAAGUCUAGUGCAGUAUUUGCAGUUUAGGUACCAGAGAGGAGUUUUAUACAGACUUAAGGCACUGGGUGAACGUCACAACAUGGACAUUACUAUAGAGGGUUUCCAUUCAUGGAUGUGGCGUGGACUCAGUUUCCUAUUACCAUUUUUAUUUGUCGGCUACAUGUUUCAAUUGUACAUCGCCUACGACCUUUUCACAAUUUAUCAGCAGCACCAGGAGACCAGCACGUGGCAUGUUCCAGUAUUGAGUUUGAUGUUCCUGAUACUGUUUGUCGGCAAUACGGCCACGACCAUAAUGGUGAUCCCGAGUAAGUUCCGUGAGAAGAUGCGCCUGAAGUACCGCCUGAUGAGCCAACGAUUGAGCGGCCAGCUCCUCAACCGAGAGGUAAAUACCACCGCCCUAAUCAAACCGGUAAUCACUAGACUGAACUCGAUACCGAAGUUUUAUCUGCCGGAGAACCGGCCCAGGGGUUUGCGGUAUGCCGCCAUUACCGCCCUAAAAGUUACGGUUUCCGUAUUUAUCACGAUAUUCGCCAUUCCUAAGUUGUUGAACUGAUCAACAGCUGUUGUAAUUUAUUUAUAAUGAGACUGAUACUAUGUUAAGUACUAUUGUGUUGUUUUUAUAAUUUGUAAUGACCAUUGCCAAUCAUUUUGCGUUUUGCAUUCGCAAAGUACUUAUGGCAUUAUGAGCUUUAAAAAGUUUUGAUAAAACUUGUUUCUGGGACUUCCUAUAUACGAAUAAAGGACUUUAUACCCUUGAUA